AUGGGCAACUCAAAAAUUAGAGACUAUGACAGCAUUACAUCUUUUCUUGGAAAUUGGGGACCCUUUCAGCGAAGGAUUUUUUUAGCACUCGCCAUCAGCAUCCUCCCGAAUGGUUUUACUGGCAUCUAUAUAGUAUUCGUGGCUGAUACCCCUCCUCAUGAGUGCCGCAUCCCUGAAAACUACAACAUCAGUGAGAUGUGGAGAAACGUGACGAUCCCACUGGAAACAGUCGAUGGCGUCUCAAAGCGCAGCUCUUGCUCAAGGCUUAACCUCGGAAUUGUCAUGAACUACUCUCAAAAUGAUAUCAUCCCAAACGUGGAUGUGAACGUGAGUGAAAUUCCUUUGGAGAGCUGUGUGGAUGGGUGGACAUACAGCAAGGAAAUCUACCAGUCAACCAUAGUCACGGAGUGGGACUUGGUCUGUGAGAAUGGAUACAAAACUCCACUGACCACCUCUAUCCAUUACGUUGGCGUGCUGGUGGGAUCGUUCAUCUCAGGCCAGAUGUCUGACAGGUAUGGAAGGAGGCCGGCGCUCUUUCUCAUGAUGGGUCUGCAGACUGUGGCAAUCACAGCGCAGAUAUUCUCCCCCAGCUGGGAGGUCUUCACCCUUAUUUUCUUCUUUGCGGGUGCAGGGGGAUUCUCCAACUGUACCAUUGCAUUCGUGCUGGGUACAGAAACCCUGAGCCCAAAAGCCAGAGUUGCCUUCUCCUCCAUGGGGGUUUUUAUGUCCUGUGCUUUGGGGUACAUGGCAAUGCCAGGUGUGGCUUACCUCCUCCGUGAAUGGCGGUUGCUGCUGAUUCCCAUGGCUGCCUCAAACUUGAUCUACAUUCCUCUGUGGUGGAUAGUCCCAGAGUCUCCUCGCUGGCUGUUCUAUAAGGGAAGAGUGAAGGAAGCUGAAGCCAUACUGAGAGACGCUGCCAAGACGAGUAAUAUAGAAGCUCCACAGGCCAUUUUUACACAAGAUGAGAUCGAAGAUGUACUGGCUUUGAAAGAUGAGAAAUACAACUUUUCGGUCAUCCUGAGCAACUGCAAUGUGUUCUCUAUUACCCUGCUGUGUUCCCUUCUGUGGGUUAUCAUCACCAUUAGUUACUAUGCUUUAAUCCUCAACACUUCAAACCUGCACGGCGACCCUUACCUAAACUGCUUCCUGUCUGCUGCGACCGAAGUGCCGGCUUACAUAAUUGCCUUGUUACUGCUCCAGUUCUGCUCCCGGCACUUGUGCCAGUCCUCGACACUCUUUCUUGGCGGCGUCAUGAUCCUGUGCGUUCACCUCAUCCCGAUAGAUUUACCGAGUGUGUCUGUGUUUCUUGAGAUGUUGGGAAAGUUUGGCGUCACAGCUGCAUUUUGUGUGGUGUACACCGUUACAUCCGAGCUCUUCCCCACCGUUAUCAGAAAUACAGCUAUGGGGUGCUGUUCCAUGGCUGCUCGUGUUGGAACCAUCCUCUCCCCUUUUAUCAUUUAUCUAGGACAAUACUACAAAGCCCUCCCAUACAUACUGAUGGGAAGUUUAGCCAUUUCCGGUGCUUUCUUAUGUCUCCUGCUGCCAGAAAGUUACGGGAAGGUUUUGCCAGAGACCCUAUCCCAAAUGCAGCAGAUAUGCGGGAGGAGAAGAGGAAAGGAAGGAAAGGAGGCUGAGAACGGAGAGAGCACCGCUGAGUAUCAGAGUAAAGAAUCCAAGUUAUAGUCAGUCAUGAUUUCUGCUUGUGUUUUUGUUUUUUAGUGACCAUCACAGAUAAUGAUGGUCACACACUGUGACUGCACUAACACUGACUAAUUUCAAGACCAUUAUUACAAGAUCUUUCGUUUAAUGUGCAGUCCUGUUUUUAAGUGUUUUUGUUUGCCAACUGCAUUUGGAGCCUAAUGAACUAACUGUUCAACUUAUUUGUUUGUUUUUUAUUAAAUGAUUAAUGGAAAGUAUUGUAAAGGUCCAGAUGUAGGAUUUAGCAGCAUCAGGUGGUGAGAUUGCAGAUUUCAACCAGCUAAGCACACCUCACCUCAUCCUCCCCUACACUGGCUGCCAGAAACACAACAAAACUUGAAAGGCCAGUGUUCGAUUUGUCCAUGGGUGGUGGUGCAACAUGGCGGAAGAGGACUCUCUGUAGAAGGAUUGUACUCUAUUUCUGCCAAUAGAUUCCCAUCUCCGCUUCAUGUCAGGCUUCUAUGUAAUCCUGUCAGGGUUUCUUAUUUCUCCAUAGGAACAUGCUCACUAUACAUUAUCCUGCUUAGAACAUGGCUUACUACUAAAACAUUCAAUAAUGUGAAACUAAA
Chelmon rostratus (copperband butterflyfish) is the source of this 2267-nucleotide messenger RNA. RefSeq names its product solute carrier family 22 member 4-like. The record is from RefSeq and is a predicted model, not a curated record. Gene Ontology annotation, cellular component: membrane. NCBI's taxonomy places the organism in Eukaryota, Metazoa, Chordata, Actinopteri, Chaetodontiformes, Chaetodontidae. The transcript is spliced from 10 exons. Gene Ontology annotation, biological process: transmembrane transport. Gene Ontology annotation, molecular function: transmembrane transporter activity. Bases 1 to 1683 code for a protein of 560 amino acids.